UUCAACAUCGAUGCAACUAUUAUAAAAAUUUCCUCCCGUUUUAAUGGUAACAACAACAGGGCUGGAUCAGUUGGGAUUAAAUUGAGGGACCCAGGAUCAGGCUGACACAGAUAGCUACGGCGAUUGAGGAACGCUUCUAAUCCUCAGUAAUUCCCCCUAACUCCUUUCACCCACCUUAAAUUUUAUCUGAAGCGAAACCGGGUGUGCUAGAUUCGGAACUUUUUCAUCAUGGCUGGACAGAUUUGUCUGUUAUAUUCCAUCCUACUUUUUCACUUUGGGACCGCUGCAGUUCUUAGAGCUCGGUUACCAGAGGAACUUUCCCCUCACGUUGCACUUUUGUCGUCUGCAAGACCAUUUCCCUCUGAUGAGCAAAAAGAAACGGCGAUUUCAUCCAUUGGAAGUUCCAACAAAUAUAUACUGACUUUUUAUCAAAAUUUGUUAGACGGACACUCUUUGUCGGAAGCUGCCCAGACAAUUGAAAAGGCCAAACUUGACGAAGUCAACACUAUACGGAGCAUUGCCCCAAAGGUUAACUACAAUGGAAUGAUUUUCAAGAUUCCAGUUCUUGGAUCGGAAGAAUCGGUGCAACAUAUGGAACUUCGAUUUAAUGCAACUACAACUCACAGAAGAUGGCUAGAGAUUGGCAUAAAGAGAAUGAAUAAAACUAUUAAAAGAGGUGUGCAACCCGUCACAAAUAAACAUGACUUAACCUUAUUAAUCAGACCUUGGAUGUCGAAAGAAAAUAAAGAACUCUUUGUUGAAAUCAAACAAAAAAUUGUCCCCGAGACCGAGGAAGAUGCCAUUCUAGUUCUCUUUACAAAUGACAAAGCCCAUCUAACAAAACUGUCUGACAUAAGCAAUGUAUCCAAAGAUGAUAGUGAAAGCCAUUCAAGAAGCAGGCGAUCUACCCCCCGUCGUCGAAGAAAAAACUGCCAUUUGUCCAACAUGCAUGUUAGUUUUAGUCGCCUUGGUUGGGGGCAGUACAUUGUUUUCCCCAAAACUUACAACGCCAAAGUUUGUAAAGGGAUAUGUGUACCCGCUAUCGCCCAGCAAAAAGCUGUGACGAACCACGCCGUGAUGCAGAGUUUGAUGCGAGAGUCGGCUAAAGGCAAAGUUCCCUUGCCAUGUUGUGUACCCCAAAAGCUGAGUCCCCUCAGCAUAUUGUACACAGAAAAAGACCAGUUCCUUGUAAAACAUCAUAAAGACAUGGUAGCUGAAGAGUGUGGAUGCGAAUAAGAUAUUUCCAAUGAUAUUGUGCGGUCACGAAUUCUCGAUAUGUACAUCUGGGAUGGGGGAUGUGGGGAUGGGGGUAAAUGUAUCUUAAAUUGUAUAUGUCGCACAUCAUCUUUGACAAGUGUCUGGAAAUGCAUCUUUGUAAAGUAGUGUUAUUUGUAUGAUUUACAUAAAUUGACAUGGAAUGAAUGAAAUAAAAGUAAACGGGGGGAGAGGGUAUACAUGUAUAAAUGAACGCAUAUACGUAAUCAGUUAGUUGAUGAUGACUGGUUGGUCUGAGAUAUUUGCAAUGUCGGUGUAAUUAUGCUCUCCACACUAUCCAUGAGCUGUUGAAGGCAAAUGAAUUGCUACAAUUUUUGGCGGAGAACAUUUGUGUGUGUGUAUGUUUAUUCGAAGUUACGAAUUCGCAUGGAACAUGUACAUGUUAAAUUCUAUUUAUAUUCUUUAUUGUUAUUUGUUGUUGAAUUUUUAUGAAAAUAAAUUAUUUUCAAAGCU
Molecule: messenger RNA, 1728 nt
Organism: Magallana angulata
Lineage: Eukaryota; Metazoa; Mollusca; Bivalvia; Ostreida; Ostreidae
Product: nodal homolog
Exons: 2
Coding region: 229-1236 (335 amino acids)
Biological process (GO): BMP signaling pathway; SMAD protein signal transduction
Cellular component (GO): extracellular region
Molecular function (GO): growth factor activity; cytokine activity; type I activin receptor binding
Source: RefSeq, a predicted model, not a curated record